This is a messenger RNA of Arachis ipaensis, 1553 nucleotides long. Lineage: Eukaryota; Viridiplantae; Streptophyta; Magnoliopsida; Fabales; Fabaceae. The record is from RefSeq and is a predicted model, not a curated record.
CUCUCUUUCUCUUUCUUUUCUGUGUGCGUGGAAGUGUUGUGGCCACCCAAAAACGACGGCGUUGCGGGUGAGGCUUAACGCUUCGCACUGAAACACCACUGAACAGUGAACGAAAGCCAUGGCAACGAUUCUAUCCUUCUCUUUCGUGCAACUCCAAUCUUCUCUCUUUCGUCAACGUACCAAUCUUCUCACAAGAACCUUCGCUUUUUCUUCGUCCUUCUCUUCUUCCUCUUCAGCUGCUUCUAUCUCUGCUCCCAACCUUUCCCGCAAGAAAUGGAAGCAACCUGUUUUCUCAGCGCUCGACCUCGGCGGAGUCAAGGUUAACAGAGAAGAUGUGGUGAGGGACGAUCCUACGAAUAAUGUGCCAGACAAUAUAUUUUCAAAGUUAGGAGUGCAGCUCCAUAGGAGAGAUCAACACCCUCUUGGGAUACUCAAGAAUGCAAUAUACGAGUAUUUUGACACAAAUUAUUCAAAUAAGUACAAUAAGUUCGAUGAUCUUAGUCCUAUUGUUUCAGUGAAGGAGAAUUUUGAUGAUGUCUUGGUUCCGGAAGAUCAUGUGAGUAGAAGCUAUAAUGAUACGUACUAUGUCGACCCUCAAACUGUUUUGAGAUGCCAUACAAGUGCUCAUCAGGCUGAAUUAUUGAGAAGUGGUUACACUCAUUUCCUUGUUACCGGUGAUGUUUACCGUAGGGACUCAAUUGAUUCAACUCAUUAUCCUGUCUUCCAUGCACGCCAUUUAUUUGGUUCUGUGGAAAUGCGCUGGGUGGAUACUUAUUUCCCAUUUACUAAUCCAUCAUUUGAACUUGAAAUAUACUUCAAGGAAAAGUGGUUGGAGGUUUUGGGCUGUGGAGUGACAGAGCAAGAGAUUCUAAGAAAAAAUGGGAAGCCAAACAAUGUUGCUUGGGCAUUUGGCCUAGGAUUGGAGAGGCUAGCAAUGGUUUUAUUUGACAUACCAGAUAUUCGUCUCUUUUGGUCAAAUGAUGAGCGAUUUACCUCCCAGUUCUCAGAGGGCCAGUUGGGAGUCAAAUUUAAGCCAUUUUCAAAGUAUCCACCUUGUUACAAGGACAUCAGUUUCUGGAUCAAUGAAUCAUUUACUGAAAACAAUCUGUGUGAACUUGUCAGAGGAAUUGCUGGGGAUCUUGUAGAAGAGGUGCAAUUAAUAGACAAUUUUACCAACAAGAAAGGAAUGACCAGCCACUGCUAUAGGAUUGCAUAUAGGUCUAUGGAACGUUCUCUUACUGAUGAUGAAAUUAACGAUCUGCAGUGGAAAGUAAGAGAUCAGGUGCAAAGCAAAUUAAAUGUUGUGUUAAGAUGAGCUCUGAUGUCCUUAUGAUUAUGAAGAGUUGCUGUUUGUUCUCAAUUUUGUUCAUGUAUAGAUCUUUUUCCUCCUCCGAGCAUGUGAUUCAUGCUAUAGACCGAUAUAUGUAUUAUUCCAUUUUUGCAUGGUCAAAAUACACUGCUAUAAACAGGAUUUUGUAUCCUCAUUUUCCUUGACAUGAUGUUUCCACCGCACAAGUAAAAAUAGUAAGAGCAGACUUGCAUCUAUUCCUCGU